AUGACGAGAGAACUCAGGAGGAUAAAUCAAAGGAUCUUUGCCACAGAAGUUUUCUAUUUUGAAAUGACAGGCUUUCAAAGCUUAGUCCGCGCCGUGGGGCCGCCCCCUCCGCCGCCGCCGCCGCCGCCGCCGCCGCGGCCNCCCCCCCCGGGGCUGCCGCCGCCGCCGCUGCCGGGCUCCUUCGGGGACUGGCAGCAGCAGCAGCCGCCGCCGCCCGUGGCCGCGCCGCCGGUGCGCAGCUACCAGAAGCAGUUCGCACACCGCGAGCCGCCGCCGACGGCCGCCGCCCCGCCGCCGAGCCGCAAGCCGCCCGCCGGCGGCCGGGAGCGCGACGGGCAGGAGCCGCCCGCCGGCCACGGGGAGUGGGGCGAGCCCGUGCCCUCGUCGCCGGUGCCCAUGGACAUGGAGCUGUCGUCGCCGCCGCAGUCCCCGCAGCCCGCCGCCGCCCAGCCCUACCUGCCCCCCGGACAGCCCUACCUGCCGCCUCCCCAGGCGGAGCCCUACCUGCCCCCCGGGCAGCCGCCCCCCGGGCAGUCCCCGCCGCUCCAGCCCUACCUGCCCCGGCCGCAGGCCUCGCAGCCGCCCCCCUCCUUCAACGAGCCGCCCCCUUCCUACCUGGAGCCGCCGCCGUCCAGCGCCGCCCAGCCCUACCUGCCCCCCGGGCCGCCGUACCUGGCGCCCCCCCAGCCCUACCUGCUGCCCUCGCAGGCGUCCCCUUCCCAGGCGGCGCAGCCCGGCCUGGCGCCUUCCCUGCCCCCCCCCAAGGCGGCCCAGCAGCACUUCACCCCCCCGCCGGCGGCACUGGCCCUGCCCGAGGGUUCCCAGGGGGGCGGCCAGGAGAGCGGCGCUCCCCCCGAGCAGCACGGCGCCCCGCAGCCCGACCCGGCCACCAUGACCCCCCAGGAACAGCAGCAGUACUGGUACCAGCAACACCUGCUUAGCCUGCAGCAAAGGGCAAAAGCCCAUGCUCAGGGACAGCAGCAAAUGAAAGGCCCCGGGGUAGGGAAGGAUACCUCUGAACAGAGAGCAAAAUCUGAAGAAGGGAAAAUGGGUGCUUCAAUUCAGCAGUCUGAACCUCCUCCGCUGAACGAAUCCCUGCCUCCAGCUUCCAAAGAAGACGAGUCUUCUCUUGCAUCCACUGAAACUCAGCUCAAUAUUGAUCCUCCUGAUGACCCUGAGGAAGAUUUGAGAUUGCAGCAGUUGCAAGCAGCAGCAGCUCAAUGGCAGCAGCAUCCCCAUCACCGAGUUGGGUUUCAGUACCAGAGGAUAAUGCAGAAGCAUGCCCAACUGCAGCAGAUAGUACAGCAGUAUCAACAGAUCAUGCAACAGCCUCCACAUUUACAGACAAUGUCAGUGGAGAUGCAGCUGCGACAUUAUGAGACACAGCAAAAACAGUUCCAGCAGCUUCAUAAAGACUGGGAGCGGUCAAUGAACCAACAGUGGCAGCAUCAGCUUCAAACCUAUCCUCACAAAGACCAGCUGCAAGAGUAUGAGAAACAGUGGAAAGCAUGGGAUGAACAGAUGAAGGUCACUCAGUCCCAUCUGCAGGAGAAAGUGAGCUCACUCCAAAAUUUGAAGAAUCAGUACCCUGCAAAUGUUUCGCUUCCGCCUCCAUUUGUUCCAUAUUCUCAAACGGCUCCAGGUGGCAUUCCUGUUAUGCCUCCAACUUUACCUUCAGCUACACCUCCUCUGGUCCCUCCACCUCUGUCUUCUGUAUCUCAGUUAUCUAACUCCUCUGUCCCUUCAGGAUCUAGUUCUCAAAGCAAUCAGUCUACUGAAACACCAAGGCCAGCUCUGCUUCCCACCCCUGGUACCUACGCAUCAAAAAUAGCUAGCUCACCUGUAUAUUCAACUUACCAUUCUCAAGUAAGUUCAUCCUUCAGCUCUUCAGACCACGGAAAGUCUCAAGUUCACCAUAAUAAACAAAAUGUCUCUAUGUCAUCUGAGCAAGGAUGUGGGGAACUGAAAGCCCCCUCUGCACUGUCUUCAACACAUACCCCUACCAUGCAGGAUAAACCAGUGAGAUCAGGUGGAUUGCUUCCAGAUCCUCCCAGAUCAGCACGUUUUGAAGGCCCCAGAGGUCCUAGAUUUGAUGGACCUCGAGGAAGAGGAUACGACAAAUUUGAAGGCUCAAGACCAAGAGGGCCCCGUUUUGAUUCCCAGCGCUCAGAAGGACACAGGUCACGUUUUGACCGACAGAACACUGAUGGACAGCACACAAGUCGAUGGGGAACUAUCCCACGUGGACCAGCAGCACAAUUUUAUACUUCCCAAAACACAUCACAUGCACAUGGUUCCCGACCUAGCGGUCCACGGUGGAGGGGGCCCAGGCCUCCUCUAGGACAGCAGCAGUCACAGACAGACUCACGAUCAGAAAACAAAGAGCCAUUUACAGACAUGGGUGGCAAUCAGCAGGCUGGAAGUAGAACGCAGUCUGCUGACGUGACGAGUACAGGCUCUGUUGAGCCGAGUGAGGACCUCACAAGCACUCAGCAGGAACCAUCCAAAGGUGAAGUCAAAGAAACAAUUUCAGAUCCUCCUAAGAAGUGGACGUGGAGUUCACACGAUCCUAACCAGCAAGUAGAAGACUCCAAAGCAACUACUCCACCUGUGCAGAACCAGACUUCGACAUCCCUUUCUAGUACCUCUGGAGCUUUGCAGUCAGGUGUUGCAAGGCCGGGAGGUGCGGUGACCCCUGUAACAGGAAACCAGGAUUUGAAUUCCUCAGAGAGCCAGCUGCUUGGUUCGGACAGUACGCAGGGCCUGCCUGGGCCAGAAGGCAGAGGGAAAGGGCCAUUCAUGCAUGAAGACAGAGGCAAGGGACCAGGAAACAGAGGAAGGGGGCAAGGCAGGAUGGAUGAUGGCCGUGGCAGGGGGCAGGGGGAUGGCCGUGGCUGGGGAAUGGGCCGUGGCCGGGGCAUGGGCAGGAUGGACGGGCGAGGAAUGGGCAGGAUGGACGGUGGCCGGGGCAUGGGCAGGAUGGACGGUGGCUGGGGAAUGGGCAGGAUGGAUGAUGGCCACGGCCGGGGAAUGGGCAGGAUGGACGAGGGCCGUGGCAGAGGAUAUGUGUACAGGGGCAGAGGGCAGGCUAGGCAGGCGUCUAUCCGUGGCAGGGGAAUGUUCAGGAGAGCGGGCAGCAGAGAGAGGAUGGCAGACAGGCGGUCGGGCAGCAGGGAGAGGAUGCCAGACGGGCGGUCUGGCAGCCGGGAGAGGACACUGGGUGGCCGGUCAGACAGCAGGGAGAGGGUGAUGUCUAGCCGAGACAGGGAGCUCGCCGGGCGGACAGGCAGCCGGGACAGGGCACAGCGGGCGGGCAGCAGGGAGAGGGGACCUGUCAGGAGGGCGGGCAGCAGGGAAAGGGAGCCCAUGAGGCGGGCAGGUAGCAGGGAGAGGGAGCCCAUGCGGAGGGCAGGGAGCAGGGAGAGGGUCCCUGUGAGGCGGGCAGGCAGCAGAGAGAGGGUCCCUGUCCGGAGGGCAGGUAGCCGGGAGAGGGGUCCUGUCCGGAGGGCAGGUAGCCACGAGAGGGGACAUGUCAGGAGGCCAGAUAGCCGGGAGAGGGAAGCAGGGAGGUCUGACACGGGCAGUAUAGAUAAACCAAUUCACCUAGGAGACGAUCCUGACAAAUUACCUCCGUACCAUCGAGAUGAUGCACUCAGGGGUUCUUGGAGUCAUGAAGAUGAGGGAAUGCAGGAGGAAUUUCCUAUAGAUAGUAGGGAUGACCUUCCUCUGGAGCAUGAGCGCUUGGAUGACUGGGAAAGAGAACGAUACUGGGGAGAUCACAACUCUGAUUAUCAGGAUGAUUCUGUAGAUCCAUAUGAUAGAGAUGACAGGUUGCAAUCUCACCAUUCAUUGCCUCCGUUAUCUCCCCUACCACCACUACCUCCUUUAUCAUCUGAUCAUGACAGACGAGAUUCAUGGUGGGAUGACUGGAAAAGGCCAAGGGAGAGGGAACUAGAGAGAGAUCUAGAUAGGACGGGAAGAUCCGCAGAUAUUUAUGAUCAAGAUGUGGACAGAGAAUGGGAUAAUAGAGACUGGGACAUGAGACCCAUGGAUGAUAGAGAAAUGGGGAAUCGUGACCUAGAUAUCCCCCCUCUCCCACCAUUACCACCUCUCCCACCUCUGGACAGAUACCGUGAAGAUAGGUGGAGGGAUGAUAGGAACAGAGAUCACUAUGACAGAGACCUCCGAGACAGGGGGGAGCUGAGGAUUCGAGAGUACCCAGAGAGAUACGACACGUGGCGGGAGAAGCAGGACUACCUUCCUGAAAGGACUGACUGGGAGAGGGAACGCUUGACGGAUAGGUGGUAUCCAGAUGAUGGAGACAGACUGCGACCUAUGGGUGAUCAGCUAGAUUCAUCCCUUCUUCCACCUUCACAUUCCUCUGAUAUGCUUGGAGCAGAUUCAAACCUGGACUCGGAACAGUCCUUGGGGGGAGUGAUGGUUCUUAGCCAAAGACAGCAUGAGAUAAUACUGAAAGCUGCGCAGGAGCUCAAAAUGCUUCGAGAACAAAAAGAACAGAUGCAAAAGUUGAAAGAGUUUAAAUCCGACAUUUCUGCACAGGACUCUCCAAGAUCACAGAACACCAGCACGAGGCCAGGAGGUGCCUUUCAGGUCUCUUCUCAGCUAUCUUCAGAGGCAUCAGUAGAAGCCCAAGCUAUUAAACCUUCUCCUGCUGUUAUUAUAAAGCCUCCCGUGUUGUUCAGACAGCCCACCCCUGUGACAAGACCAACUGCCCCACUGGCAAGGCCUGCUACACCUAUGACAAGGCCACAUGCUCCAGUUCCUACUCCAACUACAGCCCCAAGUCAUGGUCAGUCUUUAAAACCAUCACCUUCUGCUGUGGAACAGGAACGCUGGGAUGAGGAUUCUUUCCACGGCCUCUGGGACACAAACGAGGAUAAAGGAGCAAAUAUGGAGUACGAAUUAUGUAAACAGGAGUCAAUGAUGCCUCCACCAGUAUCCUCACCAGUGAAAGUACCUGCUGUUCACACCUCUGUUCCGUCAGCUGUACCAGUGUCACUUCCUCCAGUCAUUCCACCUGUUGCUAAAGCACCUAUAAUUCAGCAAACUGUGGAUUAUGGCCACGGGCGAGAUAUAACCACCAGUAAAGUGGAACAGAUUCCAUAUGGGGAGAGGGUAACUCUGCGUCCAGAACCUUUGCCGGAGAGACAAACAUUUCAAAAAGAGCACCCUGGUCGUUACAACAGAGAAAGAGAUCGUGAACCCUAUUUUGAGCGUCAAGGUAAUUCAAAUACAGAUCACCGGGAUUUCAAGAGAGAUCGGGAAUUGCACAGAGACCGUGGUUCUGUGGACUAUGAUCGAGACAGAUUUGAAAAAGAGCGUCAUCCCCGAGAUGAUAGGACUCAGUCUUACCGUGACAAGAAAGAACAUCCCUCCUCCAGGCGGGGUGGUUUUGAAAGGCCACCAUAUGAACGAAAGACAGAUCGUCCAGCAUAUGAUCAUGGGCCUUCCAUGUUUGGAGGUGAUCGUAGAAAUUACCCUGAGGAAAGGAUUCCUAUUUCUGCUCCAUCAAUGCCUCGUCAGCCACCACCUGCUCCACGAGUGGAAAGAAAGCCAGAAUCUAAAAAUGUAGAUGAUAUUUUGAAGCCACCAGGACGGGAUAGCAGGCCAGAGAGGAUUGUAAUCAUAAUGAGAGGAUUGCCUGGCAGUGGAAAGACACAUGUAGCAAAACUCAUCAGGGAUAAAGAAGUAGAGUGUGGAGGACCUGCACCAAGAGUGCUCAGCCUGGAUGACUAUUUCAUCACUGAAGUAGAAAAGGAAGAGAGAGACCCAGAUACAGGGAAAAAAGUAAAAAAGAAGGUGAUGGAAUAUGAAUAUGAAGCUGAUAUGGAAGAGACCUAUCGCACCAGCAUGUUUAAAACUUUCAAAAAGACAUUGGAUGAUGGAUUCUUUCCCUUCAUUAUCCUUGAUGCUAUCAAUGAUAGAGUGCGACAUUUUGAGCAGUUUUGGAGUGCAGCGAAAACCAAGGGUUUUGAGGUGUACUUAGCUGAAAUGAGUGCAGAUAACCAGACAUGUUCCAAGAGGAAUAUUCAUGGACGCAAGCUAAAGGAAAUCAGCAGGAUGUCUGAUCACUGGGAGGCAGCGCCACGUCACAUGAUGCGCCUGGACAUUCGUUCUCUAUUGCAAGAUGCUGCUAUCGAAGAGGUGGAGAUGGAGGAUUUUGAUGCAAAUAUUGAAGACCAGAAAGAAGAAGCCAAGAAGGAUGCAGCAGAGGAGGAAGAGAGUGAACUGGGUUACAUUCCGAAAAGCAAAUGGGAGAUGGACACUUCUGAGGCAAAGCUAGACAAGCUGGAUGGUUUGCGGACUGGCACUAAAAGGAAACGUGACUGGGAAGCCAUUGCCAGCAGAAUGGAAGAUUAUCUACAGCUUCCAGAUGACUAUGAUACUCGUGCUUCUGAACCUGGAAAGAAAAGGGUGCGGUGGGCAGAUCUAGAAGAAAAAAAAGAUGCAGACAGGAAAAGGGCCAUUGGUUUUGUUGUUGGACAAACAGAUUGGGAGAAGAUAACAGAUGAAAGUGGUCAUCUUGCUGAGAGAGCCCUCAACCGUACCAAGUAUAUAUGAAAAAGUGGUUAAUGGGAAUUUUGUGCCUUUAAGGCCAUUUGCUCUGAGGAGAAGUGAAUCAAGGUGUCAUGAGCAUCUUGCAUGGGUCAUGUCACUCCCACCUUCACAGUUUUUCUUUUGUUAUUUUAGUUUCAGCAAUUUUUUUGAGAUAUUGGCAAAUAACCAGUGCCCUCAAAAAAAAAUCCCGCUGCUCCUAAGUGAGAGAGACAGUUUACUUUUUAAUAUUUUUUGAAGGGGGGGGAAGGGGAGGGCCAGUAGUUUUAGCUGCUGUUUGUGGGAUAAAGUGGAAGGUUUAGACAGAUGUUACCUCCACUGUACUGUCACAGAAUGUUUAUCACCUUUGCUUUGUGGCCGUUCUCGUUUUAUACUGUAUGUACCUUGUAGCUUAUUGUAUUAGGAAGCAGAACAAUAAAUUUCACUAUAAACUCUGUGUUCUUGGUGGACCAUAUAGCAUGGUUUUUGUUUCACGUUUUAAAUGUGGUCUGUGUGUUCACAUGUUGACAGUGCUCAGAGCUGUCCUUACCUGGAAGAGGUGCUCAUACUCUGGAAUGUAUCCUGUCUUCUAGGUUUAUCACCUGCUCUUCCUCUCAGAGACGGCUCCAUUAAGGCCCCGGGUUUUGCUGGUCUUUAGGAGCCAUUAUCAUUCUCUUUCUUCUGGGAGAGCAGAAAUAAUCAUUUUCUGGAUCCUAGUUUCUCAGUUAUGUCAAAUUUCCAUUACUACGUGAGUAUAAAUUCUUUUGGAUGCCUCUGAAAUACUCAGGGUAGUAAUGUAAGAAAAAUGUUUCUUUAAUGCUGAACUUGAAAGCUAUGGCAUUCAACUAUAGCAUUCUCUGGAGGGCAGCAUAGAAAACUCAUUUUGGUCUUACUAUGUCUUUUAGUCAACUCUGGUCCCUAUCAGGACAUUUCAUUCCAUUUGUAAGUCUACUGUCUUGUAGAGAAACAUCAUAAAAAGAAGCAACAAACACCAGAAGUUAUACCCUUCUAUUCCUUUAAUAAAUACAUUUAACUUGCUGAAAAAUAAUAGUCCACACUAUAAAAAGUGGUACAAAUUCUUCUUAGAUGCUGACAUAGCAUUUCUGCACAGGUUUGCUGGUGAAAACCUUUUGUCCUCUCCGGUUUUGAAGCAAAUACCUUGUGUUAACAAUGUUGUGACCAGACAAGGUGUUUAAAUCUGAAAAUAAUUGUUGUUUUAGUGGUUAACUGAAUUUUUUUCUCCUGAUCUUUCUGAGGGAAGCAAAUGAAGUCCUGAAUUUCCUUCUCUGCUACUCUUUGCUGCUCUGCUGAGUGAUUACGUUGUGGUUUUCUUCUAGGUUGGGAAAUGAGCUGGUUCUUUUGUGGUUAUGGUUUAUGUUGUUGAGGAUGUUGUUGGGGAGAGCUAAUGGUGGUAAUGGAUGGUUUUGUUUGCCAUUCUAAUGGCUUGGUUUUUGGAUGUUUCUCAGCUUUGUCUGUGGUGCACGAUUGAAAGCUCUCUGGAAAAUAUAUGAAUAUGUGAACUUAUGUUAUGCCAUGAAUGUGUUUAAUACAAGAAAACUAAGCUCCCUGAAUGCAGUGUUUUUAAAAUGGAAGGUAAUGAAUAUGCAUUUUCUGUGUUUGCAUGCUAUUACAUAGCACAUACACUUUCUCUUUUAAAUGUUGCCAAGUGAUCUUUGAAUUCUGGCUGAGAGUUGUUCAAAAAGGAAAAAUAAUAGUUAAGAAAUAAUAGGCCUUGUAUAUUGUUGUGGAAAUCAGGCAAGCUUCACUUCAGAGGAGCUGCUCUCAGGUAUGUGUAAAAUGUCUUUCAGUCUACCAUAAGUCAUCCCUAACAGAACUGGAGUUCUCAUGACACACAUGCCACUGUUAAAUUCGAUGCUGUUUCUUGACUUUUAAGAAGUUUCUUGACUUGUUAAUUGUUUUGUCUGUAUUUUUGGUGAUAAACCUAAACCAGGACCUUUUCUAAGACUUCGUUUCCAGGAUAAAUAAUAUUUCUGGAGCAUGCAAAGGGAUAGCAUGUGACAGAACUGAUCAUGUUGUUUACUACUAUUAACAAUUUUGAAAACUUUUUCAGCAGAUAACACUCAGGUUACAUCAACUUUAUUGUGUGGUUAACACAGAGUUAAAGAGAUGGACAGAGAAUACACCUAGCUAUCUUUAAUACAAGAAAGAAAAUGUAUCAGUUUUCAAAUUUAGGGCAAAACUUCAGUUAUGAAAAUACCUUAGGGGGUGCUAGUGGUGGUUGUUCUUUUUUUUUUUUUUUUUUCUGGCUCCCUAAAGUUCCACCUUUUCCAUUUCAACGGUAUUGCCAUCUGUUUUAGUUGGUUUGAAAGUUUAGCAGGUUAGUUUUCAUCUGCUUGAUGGGAAGUGGCUCUCAAAGAAAAUAACAUUUUGCCAUAGCUACAGCAUGUAACAGAUUCCUCAUACGCUAGUCCUUCAUUGAAUGAAGAAAUCAAGCAAAAAUUAGAAAUUCAUCAUUGCUGCUGGCACAGAAAUGAGAAUGGCUGGGUAGUCCAAUGCUUGGCUUAAUAGUCAGAGUUUGGUGUUGAGUGAUUUCUGUUUUGUCUGGAGUUGCUAUAGAACCCAGUAAGGCUUGAUCCUGAUUUAGUUCUUAACUCGUCUGCUCACCAAUAUUGGCUCUAGAAUCUCUCACAGCAAUGAACAGAAAAAAUGUCCAUUUUGAUAAGUGCCUAAAUAGGAAAUUAUGCAUCCAGCACUUUAAGAUCCAUCUUUCUCUAUGCAUGCAAUUACGUUAACUCUAAAUUGGACUGUUCCUGUGUAGUGCAUCACAUUUAAAAAUACAACCUUGGAAAAAAAAAAUCAUCAGCUGCUGCAGAAUGGAGCUGUCGCUACCUCUUGAGCAAAGUUGACGGUUAAGAGUAUUUUCUGUGAAUUAGAAUUUUUAAUGACACUUCAGUUUCUCAAGACUCUGCUUUGUUAAGAAUACUGAAACUACCUACCUCAUGUAAGAAGUACGCGUGCUUUUUGCAAGGAAACGUGUAAUCUAAGACAAUGUGUGGAUACAUGCAUAGAGCGUAGUUGUCGUCUUCAGUCGUCUUGUGUGUUUUACUCUAGAUUUGCUCAUUAAGCUUUAUGGCCUGACUAUGGUAUGCAAGAUUAAAAAUCCAGCAUAUAGUAUUACAUCACCUGGAAAUGUCAUGGUUUGCUUUUUCUCUGACGUUUACAUCACAUAGAUGAACAACUAACCUUGCAUUAUUAGUUCCCCAUCUUUACAGGAGAAAAGUUUGCAUUUGGUACAAGCUAGAUUUUUCACUUUUCACUUGUCAGAUUGGAUUUGGUAUUUUUUGGACUUGCUUCAGUCACCUCUAUGAUCCUUGUCCGUUAACUAUGUUUCUUGCCUGUCUGCCUGUAAACGUUACAUUGCUGUUAUUGUCUGCUUUUAAGGGCACUGCAUUAACUAUUUUCUGAAGCACUUUAAUUGCUGAAUGACCAUUUAGAUACCAUUCAGAUCCUGAGUAUCAUUCCAAUAGUGUUUUUUUAUGAAAGGAUUGAAAUGGAAAAAAUAGUAUUAUUGCACUGAAAUGAUUAGCCUACCCCCAAAAAUCCCACAUCCAGUCCAGUUGCUUUGAAUAGUUAAAAGUUAGGAAGGGUCAUGAUUUGUAAGUCACACUGGAAAGUAUGCUUCCUGCAGAAGUAGUCUCAUUCAUUAACUUGCUUUUAAAUUAGAACAAGACCUCUUGAGCCCAAAUCUGUUUUUCCCAAUUGGAAAUUUCAACAUUACUGGAACACUCUGAGAUUUCUUUCCAAAGGAAUUAAGUAAUUUGGCCUGUGGGACAGCUUGUUGCCACCUCAACAACUUUGUCAUUAACAGAAGAAGAAAGGUCUCUGCUUGAUAUAAAUCCACUUAUUUAAUGCGGAUAUCAUGAGUUGUUUCAUGCCCCUUGGACACAAUAUCCCAUAGCAGAUGGUGAAAUUUAAUUAUGAAUGUUACUGCCAUGGAAUUAUGGAAACACACAACACUGGACAAACCUCAGGACUUGAAGAAAACAUGGUUGGUCUGGGAUGGAAACAAAAUGACCUUUUUUUUUUCAAGUUCUUAAUAAGUCUGCCAGCUAGCUAACUGUGAAUUAACUCACCUGCAACCCAGGAGCUCUCUUGGAUUAUUGUAACUUGGUGUACAUGGCCUGGACAGGAGAAGCAGUACUGAGAGUUCUUGCAUGGGGAAUGUUCACGUGGUCUGCGGCCUCAGGAAGUCAAAUGCUGAUGGGUAUGUUAUUCCUUUUUAUUAUGAUUCUCUUUGUUAUUUAUUGUUUCUCACACUAUGCCUGGAAAGCAAGGUUGCAAUACUGCACUUGAGAUCCACAGGCAAUGAGAUAAAACUGUGCCAGUACAACCUACGUACUAUGAGAUAAAGAGAUGGCUGUUUCAGUUGAGAUCCGCACAUCUGCAGCGUGAAUUGUAAGCGGGUAAAAGGAAAAUUCAAGUUCUUACAGCAUCUUGCAAGACUGAUUAUACAUAGUUUUCUUAUUGUAGAACUUAGAAGAGAGAAUCUUCCUAGAAUUUAAAAUAUGAAUGAUACAAUUCAGUUCUAUUUAUUUUGAGUUUCCUAAGGCAAUCUUGAUUAUUGUCUCAUAAAGCUUGACCCAAAGUAGUUUUCCCUUGUGCUCAUCCAUUCCUACAGGUGAGAGUCAGAAUCCUUCCACUAACUAAAGGAACACAGAGUAACUUUUCUGAUUUGUGAUCAAGAAUAAUCACUUUCAUGGUGAAAUCCUAUUAUUUCGUUCUUACCAGUGGAGUCUUCCAGCAAUUAUGAUGUCUCUUUCUACCACUUCCAAAUUUCCAUAGUACCAGAUCUGCAGCCUGGAGCCUUAAAUCUCCCUGAUGCAUGUAGGGAGGAAGAUUGGUAAUGGCAAUAUUUGAGAUGGAUUAUCGCUUUGUAGUUGAUUAAUACUGCUUGGAAGCAGAAUGUAGUCUUCUGUUCAUGCUUUUGGUUACACCAGGUAAGCCCAAGUACUGUUAGCAAAAAACAUAGCAAGUUACUGGAAAUAGAAAACUACAAGUGUUUUUGAAGUACUUGGCAUUUUGUUUUGGGUUUCUAGUUAGGAGUCUCUGAUCUCUUUGAAUUUUAGGAUUUAAAAUUUAAUAUGAAAAACCUUAAAACUGCCUGGAUGGUAAUAGCAUAAUUGUUUUUUUUUGCUUGUUUGUUUUUUUCAUUGUAUUUUUUAACUUCUGGAAAUCUUGUGUGGAAUAUCUAGACCUAUCUCUAGUGUUUGUAUUCUAGAUUGUGAAUCAUUCAAAUAUUUCUCCAUGUUUCUUCCCUUGUAUUUAUGCACAAGAGCAUAUGAAUGGAUGUUCAGUUUUACACAGGAAUUUCUGGCGUACUUUGGAUGGCAUCUGGACUGUCUGCUGUAAGCCCUGUAUUUGUACAUGAAGUUGCUGUGUUUGAACACACAGUAAUCUCAAGGGAAUACAUGAAGACCCUUGCUUACUAGAUCUUGAAAUGUUGCUGCAUUUGGAGGGAAAUUGUAACUGCAGUGUUCCUUGGAGAAGAAAAAAAUGCAUCUAAGUAGAGGAGGGGAGGGGAAAAAAUGGGAAAAAAAUGGGAAUUUUGUCAGUUGUACUCUAAUUAUCUGAGCUGCAAUCUGUCUGAUGUGGCUAUAACGUGCUAGCAACUCUGACAUCUGAGGUAUCUGCCGUAGUAACUGAGUAGAUACAUAAUUCUGGAGGAAAAUUAAAAUAAUCCAUAUCAUUUUUUGUCUACAGGUCAAAGUAUAGUUGAGCAAACUGAUUUUUGAAAGGAAUUUGUAUUGAAAAAGCCUAUCGAGGGUGAUUUGAAAGUGCUCUUUUAAUUUCCUUUAAAACCACAAGCCAUUAACAGAUUUUGUGUAAACUGGAACACUGCACAAAAAAACAGAAACACUUUCCAAAAACUUAAGAUUCCUUCUGCCGUAGUCGUGUAGGAUGUUACUUUCCUCCUCUAGGGUUUAUCACACAAAGGGAGAGCAGUGCUGCAGUUCUGCCCUGCUUCAGAACACAAAUGACCUUACCUUAUGAGUAAAGCACAAAACUUGAGGUAUCUCUUUUGACAGGUAGGUAAUACAGGCAUUGACUUUAAUUUGGCACUACGUGCUCUGUGGAAGGCAAGGUAUCUUGAGCAGCAUUUAAAAAUUAUCUUUUUAUUCUGUUUUGGUGACAUAGUAAUAAUGGAGUUUGACCACUGUUGCUGAUGAGGUGUAAGCCUUUGUACAUGUAGCUGCUUUUUUCUAAAAAUACUAUAUUACUAUUUGAAGCACAGAAAGCAUAGCUUUACUGACAGACACCUACAGUGUUUCAAUUUAUUAUUCAUCUGUGGAUGCUGAGAACUCUUGUGCAACUGAUCAGUCUUUACUGGUGUUCUUUGAGGUGUUUGUUUUUCUGUUCCCUUUGAACUGAAGUUGCCAAAUUCUUUUCUUUGAAGAAGACAUGGACAGAUAACUUGUCUGGAAAAUCUCAUCGUAUACUCCUCAGUCUGAAUCACACAGAAAUAAAGAUUUUCAGGUAAUGACAACCAGAUGGCACUACAGCUCUGUUUUCAUGUAAGGAUUAAAUUGGAGAAAAACCAAAAGUUUGAGAUUUUUCCACCAUCAUUACAUUUUUGUGGUUUCCUAUUGCCCAGUGCAGUUAUAAGCCAUUAACUUCUACUUCAUGAAAAAGCCACCGUUUUUCCAUGG
Oxyura jamaicensis (ruddy duck) is the source of this 13223-nucleotide messenger RNA. RefSeq names its product YLP motif containing 1 (gene YLPM1). Bases 1 to 6582 code for a protein of 2193 amino acids. The transcript has 23 exons. Gene Ontology annotation, biological process: regulation of telomere maintenance. NCBI's taxonomy places the organism in Eukaryota, Metazoa, Chordata, Aves, Anseriformes, Anatidae. Gene Ontology annotation, cellular component: nucleus. The record is from RefSeq and is a predicted model, not a curated record.